Cucumis melo (muskmelon) is the source of this 555-nucleotide messenger RNA. Its product is annotated as RING-H2 finger protein ATL33. The transcript has a single exon. The record is from RefSeq and is a predicted model, not a curated record. Gene Ontology annotation, biological process: protein ubiquitination. Lineage: Eukaryota; Viridiplantae; Streptophyta; Magnoliopsida; Cucurbitales; Cucurbitaceae. Bases 1 to 555 code for a protein of 184 amino acids.
AUGGACACCAACGCCUCCUCCAUGAAUCGAUCGCCGCCGCCGUACCCAACCCCACAUCGCACCGUCGAUUUCUCUCCGAUUGAGUUCAUUCUCGGCCUCGUCGCCGUCAUCACAAUCCCUGCCCUAGCCUACUCCUUCAUCUUCGCCAUCAAGUGCCCCCCCAAUUUCCUCCGUCUCUGGCGGCAAAGAUCCACCAGGCUCUCCGCCGCCGGCGUCACCAUGGUGGUCGGAAAUCGUACUCCUUCCAGUGACGUGGCUGCUGCCGUUAAAUACAACAAAGACGAGCACUGUAAGGAAGUAGGCACCGAGUGUCCAGUGUGCCUGUCGGCGUUCGACGAUGGUGAAGAGAUCCGGCAACUCGCCACCUGUAAACACUCUUUUCACGUCGAUUGUAUCGAUAUGUGGCUCUACUCUCACCCUAAUUGUCCUGUUUGUCGAGCCGCCGUCCCGGUCACUGUUAAGCGGCCGAUUAACAACCACGCGCCGCGGCGGCCUGCGGCUUCUAGAAGCGACGAUUUCCACCAAGGACUGCCGGAUGCCGGAUAUUUAGUUUGA